CGAUUUUUAUACUGUUAUUAUCUCUCGUCGACUCGUACUGCCGGCCGGGGGCGCGGUCGCCAUUGUUUCAACAUCUCUCUCAAGGUAAUCAACGCAAGGUACCAAAACCUUACGAGAUGUUUUUAUCAUGUCGACAGAUGGACGUAUGCGGCUGAAUGAGUUACCGGAAGUUACAUCAUUCUCCCUUUGUUCCCAGUCAUCAUCAAUUUCCAUCAAAAAGUCCUCUGAUAUAUUCAGCACAACCGCAGACUCCGCCCACAACAGCAAAUCUUCAACAGACCAAAAACGAGAACGGUUUGCUUCCCGACGACCCAGAUCUCUAAAAGAUAUUUUCUUUCGAUCAAAAAACCCCGACAAAAAUAGUUCCAUCGAAAAGGGAACCAGUGACACAAAGUCAAAAUUUUCAAAUAUUGUCUCAAAACAUAUUUUACCGUUCAAAUUUGUCAGAAAUCUGAGGACAGAGCUAACAAAACCUGAACGCCCUGACACUGCUUCCUGUCCAAACCUUGCUAAAAGAAACUCGGUAGAAACUCUUUCAGAAAAGCCCGAGGAAACUGUUGUAGCGCCCUUUACAAACACCCCGGACCAGGAAAGCCCGGAGGAGGCUAAGAUAAGCCCAUUUCCAGCAUCACAAUCGUUCCCCAAAAGUGACUACGACAAACCGCUAUACAAGUCAUUCCAAGACCGAAACCCUUUGCGUGUACAACAUCUUGCCAUUCCAAAGCAGAACAGUGAUUCAAGUACAAACAAAGGAAACUUUCCAGUAGCGGACAUAUUUACAACAUCUUUCACCCACUCAACAUCCCCAAAGAUAAACCAUUCUCUGUCUAAACUACAGUGCAAAAGUGCUCAAGAGCUACCAAAAAGUCCAAUUGUUGCCAUUAAACAAAGGUUGAUUCGAAGUUAUUCGGACACACCUCCGCGUUUAUCCAUAAAAUCACAAGGAAGUACCGCAUCGUUGAAAAUUCCUACCUGUCUCCAGUCGAGGAUGUAUCGAGACGACUGCGUGUCUCAGAUACUGGACUAUCUCUUCAUUGGGAGUAUCGAGGUUCCAUACAAUGAACCAAAACUAUGUCGCCUGAAGAUCGAUUCGCUGGUCGACAUCAGCAACUUGUCGUCUGCUCAAGUGCCUUCCUCUAAGAAGCUACACUGUCCAUGUCUUUGUGGACAUGAUAGUCGUCACUUUCGGUCGAGGCUGAUCAUCCGUGUCGAAGAUGACGACAAGGAAGAUAUAGAACAAUAUUUUUCAGAAAUUAAUAAAUUUAUUGACGGUGCUAGAAAAUGUGGGAAAAACGUGCUAAUAUUUAGUUACCAUGGAAACUCUCGUGCACCUGCUGCUGCAAUUCAGUAUUUGAUGAGCCACGAGGGAUUUCUCCUGCGACAAGCUUAUAACCUUGUGAAGAAUCAGCGGCCGUCCGUCGAUAUAAAUCAAAGAUUCCAAAAUUCACUUGAAGCUUUGGAACGCAGACUUUUUCCGGAGGCUAAGCCCUCUCUUCCUUUCAGCAAUGACUAUCUAAACAUCGCCGACCCUCAGGCGAUCAAGUGCGCAUGGGUGGACUGUUCGGACAUGUGAUUCAUGUUCUGUGUAAAAAAAAGUUUAUAUCUUGUCAAGACUGCUCUACUUGUCAAUGAAAGCGCUUUUUUUUAUAUGCAAUGUUUCUUCGCUAAAAAUAGCAUUCAUUCAUACAAGACAAUGAAAAUACUGAAGAAUAGCCACGUAUCAGAUUUCCAUCAGUCUCUAGGUUUAAUAUUGGUUAUAGAUGACAAUACUCUCAAAGGAAUUCACGACAGACUUCCUCAUGAAGAUUGACACCCCAGACACCUGCUUUUUUCAUUUCUUAAUUAAAAAGAAAAUACAUUUCAAAUUAUACAUGAAGUAAAGCAGAAAAGUACCGAAGAAAAACAUUAUUCGAGGAUUUCAGUUGUGUUUUUAUAUUUUCCCGCAUACUGUUAACAUUGGUUUUUUCUACAUAAAUCCAGUACACAUUAGUGUAAAAUACUUUAUUUUAUUAAGACCAAAUCUCUUGCCAU
Saccostrea echinata is the source of this 2031-nucleotide messenger RNA. RefSeq lists its product as uncharacterized. The coding region runs from base 128 to 1573 and encodes 481 amino acids. The transcript has 2 exons. The record is from RefSeq and is a predicted model, not a curated record. Gene Ontology annotation, molecular function: protein tyrosine/threonine phosphatase activity; MAP kinase tyrosine/serine/threonine phosphatase activity. Gene Ontology annotation, cellular component: cytoplasm. Gene Ontology annotation, biological process: protein dephosphorylation; negative regulation of MAPK cascade. Lineage: Eukaryota; Metazoa; Mollusca; Bivalvia; Ostreida; Ostreidae.